Messenger RNA from Lachancea nothofagi CBS 11611, 2952 nucleotides. The record is from the annotation of a GenBank genome assembly. Lineage: Eukaryota; Fungi; Ascomycota; Saccharomycetes; Saccharomycetales; Saccharomycetaceae.
AUGAUUUCCCAUGCUUCGAAUAGUCGAUUAGAAGUAGUGGUUGAAGAUCCGGCAUUCAUUGAUUGCUUAAGUGACAUUGACGAUGCCGAUUGCGUAUACCUGAUUAAAGAGAAUGAAAUUAUUGUAUUCAACACCAGGAGUGCUACCACCAUCUCCAGAAGCAGAGUUAAUUUAGAGAAUACAGUGGCUGUAUGUUUAUCUAAGUAUGGUUCACCGAGAUCGAAAUAUUUGGUUGCCCUAAAGUCCACCGGGGAAGUCUUAAUGUUUAGGCUGCCAGAUCUUUGUCUUCUCAACAAGAAACGGCUGAAAUACAACAAGCCUAUUUCCAAUGAAACAUUUACAUUUUUCGAUAGCAAGUACGAGCGCCUUCACAUUUGUGUGGGUAAUCAAGAAAUGCUCUAUGUUGAUUCUUGGGCCCUCCUUAGUCCGCAAUCUGGAGUUCAGGGUCACAUUUUCUACCAAACUGCGAGCGAAAUAAAGAAAUGCGCGUGUCUGAGUCUGCGAGACGGCGUAUACUUGAUAUCGAAAAAGGAUGUGAUAGAUAAUCGUUUAAAACUCGAAAUGGUCGACUUCGAGAUAACGGCUUCGCAAAACCAAACGAAAACUCGUGAGGGCUAUGGCUCGAUUGAAAAAAUUGUUACAGAGCUAGCCGGGAGUACCUCAGAUAAACUACUGGGCUUUUUCGUGUUUAACAAACCUCGAUUGGCUGUCGUGGUUACCUCCAGAACACUUUUUGUUGCAGUAAGAAAUCGGUAUACAAAAUAUGAUAAUCGAGGCUUAAAGAAGAUGUAUGCAUUAUCAAGCGAGGACAAGAUAUCGAUCAAUGUCGACUGUCAUUUUGGAAACAACUACUUGAAGCUGGCUAUGUUUGAUAAUCGCGGUAAUAUCUACAGCACUGGCUUCGGUCUUUGGUGUGAAGAUAAGAAUAUUAUGUGGCGUCGAAUACAACUCAAAAAGUUUCCUGGUAAGAUAUCUGAUCUUUGUUUUUGCAAGAUUCUUUCUAAGACUAGUUAUGUUCUCAAUUCAUUACAAUUAGGCUGCAUAGUGCUUGAGUCAGAGAAACAGAAGGUUUUGUAUCAUAUGCCAUGUAAUCAGCUCACCUACCUUGAUGCCAUAGUCACAAACGAACUCGGUAGUGAUGAUAUAAGUAGUCUUGUUGCUUGUGGUGGAGUGGCUACGGACUUGGGGUUUGUUGAGUGCAUUUCCAAAGUGCUAUCGAAAGAAACACUGAAAAUUAUCGAGAUUGACGAGCACUACGAAGAUCAAGGCAUUCAAGACUUUUGGCUUACAGCAAAUGAAAUUGAGACAACUGAUAUAUUUACUCAGAGUAAGGAUGCACCUUGUCAUAUCUCAUGCGAAAAGGUCAGAUUAAGUUGCGAGCAUGCAUUGUGUGCCUUGCAGUUGACCGAGACAAAUGAUAUGUUUCUUUACCUUGAUACAAACUUUUUACUUCACUUUGUAAAAAAUGGAACUGAUGAGAAGAUGGCAACUCCGCUACCAGGUUUAAGUCGUAGUGAGAUGGUUUCUCUUGCCGCCAGUAAAAAUACCGACCACCGUGGAGUACCUCAAAUUAUAGUGAUAGCUGAAGGUAACAAGCUACAUGUUUCGGUGAAUGGCGUCAUAACGAUAGCUAUUGUUGCAAACGGCUCGAAUAUACGAAACGUGUGUCUCAAGCAACUGUCUACAACAACGGAUCCUAUUAUAGUGAUGAGCGAUGAUAGCGGUUUAGUUUCCAUACUAUCGUAUUCACUGCUAGAGAAAAAUAUCUGUAUCUUAAAGAGGGUUCAGUUUGAGGAUGAUGUGCCGGCACAGCUUUGUGAUAUUAGAAGCACUUUUGAAGAGCAAUGUCUAGUAUUUGUUUACAACAGACUCAAAGUACGAAUUCUGGAUGUCUUAAGUGGGUUUUAUCACGCAUGGCCCUAUGAUUAUAGUGUCAAAUUGAUAAAGCCGAGGGGAACUAACAAAUUUGUCGUCUUGACUGUUGAUGACAUUCUUAUCACGGUACAACUAAGUCGGGUAUUGGCCUCUGAAUGGAAACGGCGCAAGACAGAUAUGCAUAAUCAAAUUAUUACACAUGUACUAGAGCUGGAGAACCCGCGAUAUGUCGUCUUAACAAGCCAAACCAUCGACAAUGUUUGCAGACUUGCAAUUUUUGACACCGAGGCGCUUCAAAUAAUGAGCGAGUACACUUUGCCAAGUGCUGGUACAGUAAGAAAACUUUUAAAGCUUCGAAGUCCGUACAAACACGAGAUCGUAGUAUCUUUCAGCGGAAAAUCGCCAAACUCAGAUUGCUUGCUUAUAAUGUCGGUGUUGCAAAGCAAACUCGUUCAUAAUUUUACUCAUAGAGUAGAAAAAGCGUCCUGUGCGCUGGCUCAAAUGGGCAACCAAAUAACCCACGCCGGUGCUAAGAUACUUACCUUCGAACUGCAGAAGGAAACAGAUAAAUGGACUGUCGCAGUAAUUGGCCAACCUUUCUUGGGGACCGGCCCAUUAUCCAUGACAUGUUCUAUGAGUUACGAUAAUAUGCUAGUGGUGCUGGACGCGACGGUAGGUUUAUGCGUGUAUGAUUUGAGCUUAAAAAAACGUGUGCAUCGAACUUCAACAAACGGUUUGUCAAGCGAUCACUUUUAUGAUAAUGCAGCAGUGUUAUGCGUAAGUAGAACACCAGGCUGUAGUAUGGCUGACUACAAAUCGCUCUUUAGCCCUGUCAAAAGAUCAGGAACUCAAUUAAGCUUGUUGAAUUUACAAAGAUCCGUUUUGUCAAUUUGGGAAAUCAAUGUUGCAGCCACUAAAAGCAGAUCCUCUGUAGAUGACGCUAUCAUCUCCAUAAGAGAGCAUUCGACAAUGCAAUUACCAUCCUCGCGACCAAUCACGAAACUGAAGCAAAUCAGCUCUUCACUAUGUGUUGUAUGUGCCAGAGGAGGAAUUUCGAUUCUAAACAUAGCUAAAUAA